Magnolia sinica is the source of this 1178-nucleotide messenger RNA. RefSeq lists its product as uncharacterized. Gene Ontology annotation, molecular function: ubiquitin protein ligase activity. The transcript has 5 exons. Lineage: Eukaryota; Viridiplantae; Streptophyta; Magnoliopsida; Magnoliales; Magnoliaceae. Bases 139 to 690 code for a protein of 183 amino acids. The record is from RefSeq and is a predicted model, not a curated record.
AAAAUAAUAAUAAAAAAUAAAAAAAAGAAAGAAAAGAAAAGAAAAGAAAAGAGAAGAAGAACAGAGACGGGACAUCUCACGAGAUAGAGAGAGAGAGGAUGGAUGGUCCACCGGUGAACGAUUGUUGCUCGGUCUGCCAUGACAACUUCAACCUUCCUUGCCAAGCCAACUGCUCUCACUGGUUCUGCGCUACUUUUGGGUGCUUUUCCUGGUCCCAUUUCAGCUAAUUGUAUCAUGCGAGUUUGGCAUUACGGCUCAGCGCUUCAGCCAUGUAAGUGCCCAAUAUGUCGUCGCUUGAUAACUUUGUUGAUACCUACUGAGGCUGCACUACGUCAGCGUCAUGAACCAGAAGCACAUCAAGUCCUUGAAAAAAUUGAAAAGUACAACCAUCUGUUUGGUGGAGGCCCACACAGUCUCAUUCAGAGGUUGCGAGACCUGCCAUUUUUUGUUAAAAGGAUGUUAAGAGAGCUGAUGGAUCCUCAAAGAUCUCUUCCUCUUGUUCACAGAACUCGUAUGAUUUUUGCAAUGGUACUAACGGGCAUCUAUGUACUUAGCCCCAUAGACAUUCUUCCUGAAGGGAUGCUUGGCAUUUUCGGUUUGUUGGAUGAUCUGCUCAUAGUAGUGACUGUUUUCCUCCAUCUUGCUGCUAUAUAUCGGUCAGCUCUUGUUUUCCGACAUGGACGCACUUGAAUUGUUACUCAAACUUGUCACUCGCAAAAUGUAAUUGUUGUGGAAGCACCUAGUUGCUUCGUUGUUCUUGUGUAGGGAUUGCAGUAGUGAACACCGCUUGGCUUUUCCCUUGUACUUGUGUAUUGGAUUGCAUUAGGGAACACUGACAGGCCUUUUCAUCAUUCUUGUUACUUUUAACUAAUACAAGGACCUAGCUGUGCCAUCUUUGGCCUUCCAAACAGAUGACAGGUAAAGCGGUUGACAGUCCAUAUUCACAAUCGGAAGGUCUACUUGCUCGAUAUCUACAGUCAUGGGCUAUCCAGUCAGUAUGGGCAAACAGGAUACAUGGAGAGUUCAAAAGACCCGGUCGAGUUGACUCGAAGGACUUAACCGACUUUUCAUUGACCUGGUUUGGUAUUUAACAGUGAGACAAAAACAUCUAUGGUUGUUGCAAAUAUUGUAAAAAUACUUGGAAUGAACAAAAUAAGCAGCAGAUGAUGCAGUGGUUA